AUGCCACCAGCGCCGAGCACCCAGGACAAAGCGUUCGUGGCCCUGGAGCCUGUACCGGAGUUCACAGCAUUUGAAGCUCGGAAAGGCAGACUGCCGACCUUCAGAGAGCUGCAAGAAAAUCCGCAGCUGCACAAAGCUACCGUACGAGUUUUCGACUCCCUCACGGGGGCCGAUCCUGACCUGGUCCAUGGCUACUCUUAUGCGGACUAUCCACAUGCUUCUGCUGCGUCAACUCCUGGCUGUGUCGACAAAUGUGACAUCUGCAGAUCUCAUUGGCUUGUGGGCCUAGCGGCGAAGACUGUCGGAUACAGUACUUGCCAUACCGACGAGGACGCUCAGGAUCAGCUCGAUCUCACACGAAGUAACAUCGAACAGGACUAUCUCCACAUCCGCGAUCGACUGGAGAAGCACGGAGAUACACUUGUAAAGAGAUGGCACAAGCGCAACCCAACAAAGCGAGCUGCCUUACUCAGGCAGGUCUUGCCAAAGAUGUAUCCAAAGAGAGGUUUUCCACUGCUCGAGUUCCUUAACGCUGGGCCGGCACAGUUGGCAGAGUCGCCAGAUGAGCGCAUGGCCCGACUCCGUGUCGCGUGGCUUCUGCCGUACCUAAGCUUAGAGUCCCUGAGCGAAUCGCCACUCGAGCUGGUCGCCUUGCUGUACCAUCGUAUCGAGCAUCAGCCCACCGACUGGACGCUCUUCGACUUCCACCAACAUGAGUACGCCUUCAAGCCCGCCUUCGUACAGUCAGCCUACAAUCCACAUUGUGUCGACAUCUGUGGUGCGCGAUACGGCAAGCUGAUCCCAUUCCAGAAGCAAGGCUUGCACGCUGCGCUCAUGAUCAGCUUUCCGCGAGCGAACCUCCUCUUUGAUGCCCAGAAUAUCUUGUACAAGUUUCUCUCCACCCUCGUUGAUCUUAUACUUGGCCCUGCGGACAACGAUACCAAGCCAACGGGCAGGAAUGAGCUCAAUCGCCUUGCCACCGGUCAUGAGGGUGCCCCUUCCGGUUUGAGGGGUGACUGGAGCGCUCAGAACCUGCCAUUCGCCGGUCCACCUCGUUUCGACAUCCACGACAUACGAGAGAAGUUCAGUCUUCGACUUCGAGCUGCCGAAGACGAACUCGAGAUGCUGCAGACGGAUCCACUCUACUUUCGAGAACAGCUCAUUCGCGCUGAUCUCUCCGGGAAGAUACCUGACAAGCGAUACUGCGAGCUCGUAAACUUGACCAUGAUGAAUUUUCGCAAGCAUGACAAUUGGAAGUUCCUGCUGGCUGAGACCGAGGUCACAGCAAAAGCCCUUGGGGACAGAAUGUUCGCACUUCCGGACAACGAGCUACUUCCCAAGGACUAUGACGAAGCCUUGAGCCUCUUCCAAAACGUAUUAACGAGGUAUUUCAAAAUCCAUCAGAAGCAUCUCAUGAUCCUCUUGCUAGCAUCAAAAGGCUUUCAUCGCUUCGUGACGAAGCGGGAGGACAACACUGUGGAGGUCGAUGCCGACUUACGGAAGAUGUCGCGGGGUGAUCCACUGCUCUAUAAUCUCAUGGAGCUGUCUCGAUACGAUGAGGUGACAAGCGGCUUACAUGCUUCGAGCAUGUUUCAGUACCUGGAUGAUAUCCUGGCACACUCGACUCAUCAGAAUGCAAGUCGAGUAAGCCGUGCCAUGUACAUGGUCAUUUCCGAUAUGGCAGUCAUCGACCAGGCGCUCACGGCGGUCAAGUUCCAUCGCCCUCCCUGUGCGCCUGUCCGCCAGAUCAUGGCUGAGCAUGGUAUCGUGGACAUGGACUCGAUGAAGACAUCAGUGCUCUCUCUUAACGAGACAUCAGCCAUUAAAGCUGCGGUACUGCGGAUCCUCGAGGAGAGCAGGUCCGAGUUGAGUUACGAGGGUGCCGCAGAGUCUGGUUACAAGGAAUUGUACGCGCCAUUGGCUGCCUUUCUUGCCACGCCGGCGCCAACAGGACGAACAAACAGAUCGGCACUCGACGCGCUCACUCGAUCGCACGAAGCGCUCAAGGCUUUUUGGCACGAGGUCCAACAGUGGCGCAGAGCUUCCUUGAAACAGCGAGGUUGUGGUGAGCGCAUGACGAAUGCCCGGGUGCAAUGCCUGACGGUAUCUGGGAGCUUGAGGCACGAGAUGCUGUUCGGGGUGGAGCGGAAGUCUUUGUUGACAGCGGUUGAGGCACGAGAGAAGGUAGCCAGUGCCCGUCAAGGCCAAGCGUCGGUGAAAUCAAUUUCACCAAUCGUGCCACAAACUGUCUGGGGUACCUUAGAACUUGAUAGCAGACCAAUGCCGGUAUCGAAGAUGAAGGAGAAGACCAGGCCGGCCAUGAAUCCGAGCGAGACUAGCGAUCAGGACGCUGGCAUCGAAGAGCUGCACGGCGACAUCGACCAUCGCUUCAAGGACUCUCGCUUCAGCCCACUCAAAGUUGAAGCCAGCAAAGACAACAUUCGGCUUCUUACUCGCCUGUACGCCGCCCCAGAAGACACGAAGGCCAACAAGGGAAGUGUAAAGUGGGACGACUUUGUUGCCGCGCUGAUUGACGCCGGCUUCCAAGUCAUUCCCAACAGUGGCUCUGCUGUCACCUUCAGAAGCACCGAUGGACAAGGAUCUAUUGUGUUUCAUCGUCCACAUCCGGAUCCAACCCUGGACUCGAUCAUGCUCCAUUCCAUGGGCAAGCGUCUGGCGAAGUGGUUCGGCUGGGAGAAGGAUACCUUUGUCGAGCGCGGCAAGGCUUAG
Messenger RNA from Fulvia fulva, 2730 nucleotides. RefSeq lists its product as uncharacterized. The record is from RefSeq and is a predicted model, not a curated record. The coding region runs from base 1 to 2730 and encodes 909 amino acids. The transcript has 2 exons. Gene Ontology annotation, molecular function: mRNA binding. Lineage: Eukaryota; Fungi; Ascomycota; Dothideomycetes; Mycosphaerellales; Mycosphaerellaceae.